AUGGGCCCCUGUACCGCCUCCUCAUGCUGCUGCCAGGCCCGUAAUCUGCCAUGGGCCCCCGUACCUACUCCUCAUGCUGCUGCCAGGCCCGUAAUCUGUCAUGGGCCCCUGUACCGCCUCCUCAUGCUGCUGACAGGUCCAGAGUGUGUCAUGGGUCCCUGUACGGCCUCCCAUUGCUGCUGUCUCCAUCGCCACACUCUGCCAUGUGCCACUUUCAGGUCUCCUCACACUGCUGGUGGUUUCCAUUUUUGUCAUAGGGUGCUGUAUGGCCUCCCAUUGCUGCUGCCUCCACCGCCACACUGUGGCUCCACACUCUGGUUUUGGCCCCGUGACUGCCCAAAUGAGUGAAGUGUGCGGUGAUUCUAAGAUCGACGGCACUCAUCUGCAUGUCAUACUGACUGUCAGUAUUAUUUCUCUUCCCCAGCAGACUCCAAGGGCAUUUAAAUUAAAGGUACAGUGUUCUGCACUAAUAUAA
Molecule: messenger RNA, 475 nt
Organism: Staurois parvus
Lineage: Eukaryota; Metazoa; Chordata; Amphibia; Anura; Ranidae
Source: the annotation of a GenBank genome assembly